Molecule: messenger RNA, 1242 nt
Organism: Lactuca virosa
Lineage: Eukaryota; Viridiplantae; Streptophyta; Magnoliopsida; Asterales; Asteraceae
Source: the annotation of a GenBank genome assembly
AUGGAAACGGAGAGGCAAACACAUAAUAUUAUUUUCCCAUUUAAUUCCAGACAUACGGGUGGUAGCAUUGGAUUUGAGGAGCACCGUCUUAAAUUGAAACAGUUGACGGGUGAAGACCCCUCAUUCAUUGAUCUUUAUUAUAAGACACAUCUUACCGCCGAAUCAAAGAAAAUAUAUUUUGGGGGAGAUAAAGAGGCGCCAGUGGAUUUUGUGAAUGAGACAUCUAGGGUGGCGAUCGAAUCAUAUAACAAAGCCCUAUCUCAAAAAUAUGGAAAGGCGGGAAACAAAAAAGGUCCUGUCUAUGGGGCAGGAUACUCGGAUCUUCACUUUCUGAUGACGGGUGCAUAUUCUUAUGAGUCAACUUCAGCUUCUGCUGACUUUGCAAAGUCACAACAGGAGGUAAAUGAGUUGCGACAAAAAAUGUCAAACAUGGAACAAGCCAUGGAAGAAAAGCAAAGUGAAAUGAAUUUGCAAAUGCAACAAAUGCGAAAUGAAAUGGAAUUGCAAGUGCAACGACAAUUGGCGGCCUUUAUGAAACAAAUCAAUCCGUUCUUUAGACUUCCUCGGCUCAAAUGUCUCAAUGUGUCAUACAGCUAUGACCUCGUAGAAUUGUCAGAGCUACCAUCAAAUGUAGUUGUCUUAGCGGAUGAUUGUACAUCACUUGAGACCCUUGGAGAUAUUUCAAACUGUAAAUGGUUGUGGAAAGUCUCACUUCUUUGGGGGGAAAAACUUGAUGGAGACAUAAUACUAGACUCCAUGCUCCGGGGGAACGCCAAAGAUUACUUUAUCAGUAUCAACCUUUCAAGCAUGGACAUUUGGAGCGGGCCAUCUGCACUGUGGGUCGACUUGGUGAAGACUUAUUAUAUGUCACUUCCAUAUGAUUGGUACAAUCACUUUUCUGGGAUUUUGAUGUUCUUCCAAAACAACAAGAACUUUGAUAGCGACCCUAACAUAGCCAUCAAGGUGGGUGUACAAGAAAAUUUUCAAUGUGAGCUUGGUCAGAAAUCUAAUGAAACACUCGAGACUCAUAACCCUGACACAUAUGUUGGAUAUGUUUCCUUUAGUUCAUUGAGGCACACCAGAUGCUUCAAUUCAACAUACAACAUCAUUUCAUUUUCCUUAGACCCGGAGGGUUUGUAUGGAGAUGGGUAUAAGUUUAGAGCUGUACUCUUUCCUAAAGAUGAUACAGUGCAAACAACAAAAGUCACUACAGAUUCCUCAGAAUUUUGGGAUGAGGAGUAA